Molecule: messenger RNA, 6865 nt
Organism: Cherax quadricarinatus
Lineage: Eukaryota; Metazoa; Arthropoda; Malacostraca; Decapoda; Parastacidae
Source: RefSeq, a predicted model, not a curated record
GAAAGUAAAGAAAUGUGUUGUCAACAUGGGAGUGGGAGGGAGGUCGACACAAUUAUUUGCCCACAUAAACCGUCAAUAUGGACAUUAUUUUCUGCUAGAUGAUAAUAUUAUGCAGUAGACAAGGAUAUUCAGCAUGGCAACUAGACUGGUUGAGAUCGUGAGUCAAUUCCUUCACUUGCCAUCACACUACUGCUGCCAGGGGCCUCUGCCCGAUUUAGUGGAAUCUUUUGUGUAUUCUCCAUGGAUAAGGGCAAUAGUUAGAGAUGGAACAUUUUAUAUGCCUUCUCUACAUGACACCCUUAGUGAAACUGAGAUUCAUUCAGCCUUGCAACUUGGAGAGAGAAUAGGUGACAUGUGGCAGAGAGUGUUCAUUCAGGUAAUUCCCAAAAAUGAUGUCCAAGUGUAUCCAUUAGCCAGAAAUUCUGGACAUUCUCCUGGACUAAUGGCAGAUGUGUCAUUCUCACAGCUGCUUCAUUAUGUAGCAACUUCUAAUAGCAAGAAUUUAUGGAAAGAUGCCUAUAAGAAGUACUCUGAACAUGGUAUAGCAGUACAGUCAAAAGGAGGAACACAGGUUGGAACAGAGAGAUUGAACAGCAUUUUGAGGGAAGUCCUAUGGAGACUGUAUGGCUGCAAAGUUAUUCCUAUACGAGGAGGUUCUCCUGUGCAUAGUGGCACACAAGGUAAUCGUGUUCCUAGUUCUCACACAAACAUACUACCCGCCAUCUGUGCUUUGGAAGCAGAGCAAUAUGUAUUUGUUAUUUUGACAAGUGUUUAUCAUAAUGUUCAGCAGUGUGUCUCAUUUAGCCCUGCCAAGUUAAGUGAAUGUGAAGCACGGCCACUGUUUAUACUAUACCAGAUUUUGGAAGCAGCCAGAGACACACAUGACAGAGGACUUCACCUCGGAGACUUCACCUUAAGUCAUCUUUUCAUUGAUGACUCUCUCUACCUCAGCUUACUGCCAAGCAUUCCUGAUAACUUGAUUCAGCCUGAGUCCCCCCACUCCCUACACACACCCAGAGAGAAAGCAGAGAAGGAAGCUAUAGAGGAGACUGACUGGGAGAAAAGUAACUUGUUAACUGGUGUGUCAUUGAUGGACACAGCAUAUGGUUUAGAAAGCUCUGAGUUUGAGCGCAUUUCAGAAUGUCAAGAUUUGGACUCGGAAAAUAAUUAUGCCACUCAGUGCCAACAAGCUAACACAGUGUUAUUUGCCAGUCCAUUAACUAUGGCAAAAUUACUUAGUAGUGAUAAUACCCCGAUGAAUAACGAUGCUAAUGUGGAAACUAAAAGGCAAAUUGUUAAUCAGUUAGAUAGAAGGUUGCCUUCCUAUCAGAAACUGCUGUCUAGCGAAGAGGCCUUUGAUAUCUUAAAGCAGAUGGAGAGCAACAGUACUCAAGAUGCAGAACUGGAAGUACUGCUUCAGUGUUCAUUGGUACAACUAACACAACUUUGGGUUGGACACCAGAUAACAACUCUUGAUUACCUACUAUGCCUUAAUUAUUUUGCGGGUCGAAAAUUCUACUCGCCCCACCAUCACCCUACUGUACCUUGGGUAGUGGACUUCUCCAGUAGAAAUGGUGGAUGGCGAGAUCUAACCAAAACUAAAUUUCGCCUAAAUAAAGGUGACCAACAAUUGGACCACACAUACCAGAUGGCAGUUAGUCAUGGAGAAAAUAAACAAGCAGUUGCACAUCAUGUAACAGAAGUAUUCAGCGAGAUUACCUACUAUGUAUACAAAGCCCGUGUAACCCCAAAAAAACUUCUGACUAAGUAUGUACGUCAGCAGUGGGUACCAGAACAUUACCCGUUGUCUGGUGGAGCAUCAGUGAAGGCUAAAAAUGUAUGCCUACAACUGGUGGAUGCUCAUACUGCUCUGACUACUGGAGGAGUUGUUCAGUUGUUCACCACACCCCACCCUCCAAGAUUAAUGCCAUCCCCUUACCUUGGCAGGUCACCGCCCAAGUUCAGUAUUGCUGCUCAUCAUGAAACAAAGUAUGAAAAAUGUGACGAGACAAGUGAGGUGGACUCAGCACCAGAACGUCAGGAUGAGGAAGUGGAAAGUAUUAAAUCUUUAGCACUCUCCAAAAAAUUAAGCCGCUCAAGAACUUCUCUGUUUGAGGAAAAACAAGUAGAAUUACCAAGUAUACAGUUACCUCAUGAAUAUAAUCCACUUGUAGCCCUUAAUCAAGUGGAAAUGUUAUUUAAUUUGGUUAUAAAAGCUUCAAGAAGAAUUCCAGAGCAAUCUAUUAAAUGUAGAGACAUUCAACAAGCUGUAAAGCAGGCAGCCCACUUAAGACGUGUCCGAGAUAUACAGGCUAUAGGCUGCAUAAUUGUGGAAAUGUUCUCGCCUUCUAAAUGCCGGAUUCUGAGUAAUAAGGCUUCUCUCAAAGAGAGAUAUGCUCAUGCUCGUAAACUUCUCACACAUGACCAGACUGACAUUCCACGAUGCAUUCGCCAUACAUUACAAGUAAUUUUUCAAAUUAUGAACUGGAGGGAUGCUAAAGACAACUCUCUUCCAAAUAAAUAUGAGCCAGUGUCAUCAGAUGGUUUACCUCCUCCAAGUCCUCAUCAGUUACUUCAACCAUUAAUUAAUGUGAUUGUCUUUCCAUCGUACUUUCCAAAAUUGUAUAGAUUUGUAUGCAAGAUGAGACAGUAUUCUCAACUUUUGACUGAAGCUCACAUGUUGCUAGGUGAACCCCAGAAAAGAAAAGAAUAUAUUCUUAAAGUGGCAGAGAUCCGGGUCAAGGUGGCUGCUAAAGAUUUGCCAAAUUUAUUACCGAGCCUAUCGGCAGAGGGAUUAGACCUAGUUUUACCCUACUUGAUUGAACUUUUUGAAUAUCCAGAAAGUGCUGUUAAUGCUGCCUGGUAUCUGACUAGUGUCACUGCCCAAGCCCUUGGGCCUGAGGAGGCAAAUAAACACCUACUGCCUCCUGUGGUGAAACUCUUUGAAGCCGAUAUUGUGACAGACAAGCAUCUCAAGCUUUUUCAUCGUUCCUUUCUCCUGCAGUUGAUAGUCUGGCAUGGUCUUCAGAAGUUUCUGACCUUUUUUGUAACACCUCUGAUUGAAGGUGUUGGGGGAUAUAAAGAAGUACUUGGAAAAUCACAACAGUCUACGGAUAUUGUGAGAAAACAGUCCACAACUCUGAAGAGUGUGGACAUAAGUCUGGGUGCUGAAGGUUUAACUUCACCAUGCGAGGAAGAUUCUCACUCCAGCACAACAGAACUUACCCUGAGGAUGGACUCUGAAACAGCUGGAUCAGCUCGCAUAGAGGCUGAUCUCACAGACGCUGAGGCAGAGACUGAGCCAGAGGUGUUUGUGUUUGAAGGUGGUGAGGAUGAAGCAGAUGUCAGUUUCCCCAACACUCCUUUACAAGAUGCUUGUGAUCAGCUGAGAUCACCUGUGGCUUCUGAGACUUUAAGUCUGGAUGAAGUGUCACUGCAGGAAGGAAUAGGCUCUAUUCCCUCUCUGUGUCCAUCUCCACACUCACCUUCCAUGAGUGGUGAUGAGGAGUCAGUGAGUGAGCCAGACACUCCCACUCCUCUUGCUGCUGCUUAUGCUGCUUCAUCAGGAUCUGCCACAACCAACAUUAAUAUUCCAAAAUGUGGUUCAAUUGGUGUUUCUGUGAUCAAAUCUGCUGGGGAAUAUUCUACUUCACUUCCCGACUUCCGCUUAGAUAAAGAUAGAUUUAUCACCAGUAUUGACAUUGGUGAAAAUAACAAAGAUUCUUUAAAAACUUCUUUUAGAGGUGCAGAAAAUCAGGAUUCAAAACAUAAGUUAGAUUUUGAUCAUAACAUGUCAGAUGUUUGUUGUGAGAGUGUACUUUGGCUAGCAGGAAGGUUAGGUCCAGUUCUCACUUCCCGCUAUGUAACAAGGAAUCUUUUAAGAAUGCUCACACUGUGUUAUCUGCCAGACUCAGGUGCUCUAGCCCCAAUACCCAUGGAUCCAUUAGAUGAGCUCUCUGUAACAAGAAAGCGCAUUCUUGGUGAUCAUUAUGCAAAAAAAGUACUCCAUUGUCUUUCAGAAAUUGCUUGCUUGUAUGGUGAACAAGUUAUUUUACUUCAAUACUUGUGUCACAUCUGUGAGUUGGUGGCUUCUUGUCGACGCAAAUUGUCAGCAACUAUGGAAGGAGGUCUUUUGGGUGCCAUGGCUCUCUUACAACAUCUUUUGCCGUACCUUACUGACAGUACGUUCAUGGAGCACUUGCAGGAAACUCUAAUUCGUAAUGCAGUUUACCCUGUAAUUCGUCUCUUAUCAUCAACCAAAGUCAAUUUUCCGCAUGGUGGAGCAGCCCGGGGUGUUCUAGCUUGUAGAGUUAUUGACUGCCUCUUUAUUAUGGCAUUGAGAGUGGGACGUGAGAUGAGCAAAAGCAUUUUGAUGCCCACUAUUACCAGACUCAUGACGGCAUUUGAUAAAUGCCACACCAACUCUUCAAGUCAGCUCAGAGCAUCACCAAGAUCACUUGAGGCAGAAGAAGUGUUAGGUGCGAGUUAUGAGCCUUCUUUAUCUGAUGACCUCCAAGCAUCUCCUGGAUCUAAUAUUGACUCUGUCAAAGCUAAGGCUUUAGAGGAACUGAAGCAGGUGCUGACUCCUGAACUAGCCUACCUCUCAUAUGUUCCACUGUGCAGGUUCUUGGGAGCAUCAUACAUGGAGGCAACACUGCCCAAUCAUGACCUGUUAAGAUCUCUCUGUCUUCAGUAUGAUGAGAACAACCAAGCCAAUCAGGCUGCAGUAUUGACAGAUGAUGGCUUGGCAUUAAGCAACUCUACGAGCUUAGCAGAUGAUACAAAUGGAAGGAAAAACAGCACACGCAGCACCAAUGUAGCCAUGACGGGAAACAGGAUUGACAUUAGGGAUGCAGCAAAUGGAUUCUCCAACCCACAUUCAGAUUUCCCUCCUUCCAUUGGAUUUGCCACCACAGUUGACAUAACAAAGUACACUGGCAGCAGGAUGGACAACACUCAAAGACAUUUACGAGGAAACUGGCUAGCUUAUUGGGAACAUGAGAUAGGGAGGAGUGAACAAGAUGCCAGAUUCAACUUUAAACAAAUUAAACUACAGACGUUUAUGGGUCACACCAACAGUGUGAAAUCUAUACAUGUGCUCAAUAAUGAGAACUCUUUUAUCUCGUGCAGUAAAGAUAAGACUGUUAAACUCUGGUCCCUCCGUAGCCAGGGUGAUGGCAAUACGCAUGUGAGUUCACAGUGGACAUACGCCGGUCACAAGAAAUCUGUUUUUGGAGUCACUUUCUCUGAUUCAAUGCGGUAUGCAGCAUCGUGUGACUCAACUGUUCACGUAUGGGACCCCUUCAUUUGUGCUGGGGUGAAGCAGCUCGAUUCUCUUCGCCAUAGCCCUGUCACAGUACUAACAGCCAUGGCUGCACCUUCCACACAAUUAGUAGCAGCGACGACAGAUGCGACGCUGAAGUUUAUUGACCUUCGUAUAUGUAACUACACCCAUGAGUUUAAGGUGUCUAUGGGAGGUGCCGGUUUAGUUCGGUGCAUUGACACAAGCGGUGAUGGAAGGCUCGUCACAGUAGCACAUUCAUCUGGGGUUAUCUCAGUGCUUGACACACGAACAGGACAUCUUCUUUCAACGUGGAAACCUCAUGAAGGAGAGGUGCUUUGUAUGAAGUGGUACAAAGAUGGUACAUUCAUCAGCUCAGCCCUGGACCAAACCGUGUCAGUGUGGAGUGUGGAUGACAGUAAACUCAAAUUCACCCUCAGGGGUCCAACAGAACCAGUCCAUCUCAUCUGUCUUUAUGGAGAAGAAGUGAUCACAGGCACUACUGCUAACCGCAUUGGAGUUCACACUUCUGUUUCCCCUACUGCAUCUUUCUCCUCUACAAGAUUACGCUCGGACACAUUCCGAGGUGUUUUAACUACAAUGGCUGUUUUACCACUCAAUCGAUUACUACUUCUUGGAGCUGAUAAUGGGACUAUAAGACUACUGUGUUAAAAUACCUUGCUUAAAUUAAACUCAUACCAUUACUAUACUUAGUGACCCUAAUCUCUGUAAAUCCAUUCCCCUCACAAUAAAUUAAUUAUUUUUAUAAUACAAUUAGUCUUGCAAUGUAAAUAUUUAACUACAUGCUUAAAAAGAAACACAGUGUAAAUUGUGCUUUAAAUUUAGAUUUUCAGUGCAUGUGUCUUUCAAAAUUUAAAUUAUAAUUCUGUUAUAUGAUUUACAUUCAGGAUUUUAUAAUGGUAUCCUACUGAUAUUAACCCUUUGACUGUCGAAGGGCCCAAUCCUGAAGUGUCUCCUGGUGUCGCAAAAUAUUCGAAAAAAAAAAAUUAUUUUUUCUUAUGAAAAUGUUAAGAUUAUUUUUCUGAUUGUUUUAGUCCCCCCAAAAAAUUUUCCCAUCAGUACUUACCGAGAUAUAGAGGCAUGAAGUUUGCAGAAAAUGAGCCGCGUAUGGCAACAGCGGCGACUGCUGCUCACCCGGUAAACUUUAGUUUACUUGUAUUUGAAGGUUUGUUGUUUUUUUCACUAUUUUAUUUUUUCACAUAACUUAUGUGGCCUGUGAGACCAAAGUAAGGUGCAGUGUACAUAUAUACACUCGUUGUAUACAACACAAUAAGCACACAAACAUAAUUAUCAAUAUAUUGUUUACAAAACUUGUUUACAAAAACAAACAAUACAAAAAAUUGUUUAUUACUAUUGUUCUAUAAUAUAUAUACCAAUAUACAGUCACUGAACAUACUCCUAGAAGUUCUGCAGCUUGUAGAACUCUGUGAAACAUGGUGUCAUACACAGUGGUGUUUUACACUCUCACACAUAAAACGGUGUCAUACACAGUGGUGUUUUACACUCCUCACACAUAAAACAUGGUGUCAUACACAGUGGUGUUUUACACUCUCACACAUAAAA